Messenger RNA from Pongo pygmaeus (Bornean orangutan), 4454 nucleotides. RefSeq names its product protein CREG2-like. The transcript has 2 exons. Lineage: Eukaryota; Metazoa; Chordata; Mammalia; Primates; Hominidae. The record is from RefSeq and is a predicted model, not a curated record. Bases 413 to 1084 code for a protein of 223 amino acids.
AUAUUAAAGGAAGAUGUGCAUGGGUUAUAUGCAAAUGCUGCACUAUUUUUUUAUAAGGGACUUCAGCAUCUCUGGAUUUUGGUAUCCACGGGGGUCCUGGAACCAAUACCCCUCGGAUACCAAGGGACCACUGUAGAACGUUUGCUCCAUGCCACACACUGUUCCAAGCCUCUUCAAAUAUUAAUCGUUCAACCGUCCCAUCCAUCAUCCUUAAGAGGUAGACAUUAUCUUUGUCACCUAAUGAAGGAAAUGGGCACAGACAGGUUAAGUAGCUUGGCAGGUCUCACAGCUGUUGAGCAGAGGCGUGUAUUAAGCCGGGAUUUGAACGCCCUCCCUCUGGCUGCGGAACCUGUGCCAUCCUGCAGGAAACGAACCCAUCCCGGGACCUGGCGCGCCAGGAGGACUCCGCAGGAUGCGCGGCGUGUGCGUGGAACCUGGUAUUCUGCAAGCCUGGACUUCUGAGCUUGGCGCGCGGCUGCAGGGAUUCGCCGGGACUCGCGCCAGGGACCGCGCCCGGGGAUCCUGCAGGGGUGGGAAGGAGGCGCGGGCUCCUUGCUUCCGCCGCAGGGGGGCGCUGCCGGGCUCCCCGGCACUAGCGCUACUGGCGGCCCCGGCGGCCGGGCGUGCCGCCUGCAAGAUGUCCGUGCGCCGCGGCCGGCGGCCGGCGCGGCCGGGGACCCGCCUCUCCUGGCUGCUGUGCCGCAGCGCCCUGCUGUCCCCGGCCGCGGGCUACCUGAUCGUGAGCUCCGUGUCCUGGGUCGUCACCAACGAGAUGGACGAGGAGCUGGACAGCGCCUCCAGUGAGGAGGCUAUGCCCGCGCUGCUGGAGGAUUCGGGCAGCAUCUGGCAGCAAAGCUUCCCCGCCUCGGCUCAUAAGGAGGACGCGCACCUGCGGCCCCGGGCGGGCGCCGCCCGCGCCAGGCCGCCCCCCGCGCCGCCCGGGAUGUUCUCCUACCGGCGCGAGGGCGGCCAGGCGGCCGGUGCGCCCCCGGGCCCUAGACUGCGCGCCGCCACCGCCCGCUCCCUGGCCCACGCCGGCGUCUGGGGCUGCCUGGCCACCGUGUCCGCCCACGAGAAGGAAUAAGUUUGUGGAGUUCGACAUGAAGCCAGUCUGUAAGAAGUGCUAUGAGAAAUUUCCAUUGGAGCUGAAGAAAAGACUUAAGAAACUAGCUGAGACCUUAGGAAGGAAAUAAGUUCCUUUAUUUUUUCUUUUCUAUGCAAGAUAAGAGAUUACCAACAUUACUUGUCUUGAUCUACCCAUAUUUAAAGCUAUAUCUCAAAGCAGGUGAGAGAGAAGAGGACCUGUAUGAAUGGUUUUAUGUCAUUUUUUUAAUUAAAAAAGAAAAAUUCAUAUAAUCGUGUUUAAAACACAGAUGAAGUCAGUAUUUGCCUUUGUUAACCCUUAUCCAUUUGUUGACAUGUAGACUGUCUACAAAAAAAAAACCACGUGGUUAAAUGUUAAAUUUUAAUUAAGGCCCCCCAAAAUUACAUAUGACUUUUUAAAAUGAAGGGAGCCACCUUUUACAUGACUCAGGUGAAAAAACAGUAUAAACAUUAAUUUACUUUGUAUUCAAAAGAAAAUUCCAACUGCUGUUGGGGAAGGACACAGAAAAGAAAAAUAACCACCCAAGAAAAACAAAAACAAGAAAAACAAAUCUUAUACAAUCUUUAGUAUAUUUAUCAAACUAGUAGCUAUAAAGUGAAUAUGCACAUUGCUAAGACAGAAAACAAGUGUAAUUCAGAACUACUUGAUUCUUUUUUAGUUAAAUGCAAUAAUUAUUAUGCUUAGUUUUAUAACCUGCUCUCCUUGUGAAUUCUUCCUUCAAAUGAUUACUUAACACAGUAGUAAUAGCUAGCUAGUAGGAUGUCUUUUAAAUUUUUGUGCAAAAAAAUUUCUACCAGGUAUUUGGAAAUAUACUUUACAAUAUUGGAAAAUGAAGUAUUUUUAAUGUAUUACAGCAAUUAUGUUUCUAAGCUUAAUGUUAAGCAUGUAGUCUUAGAAUAGGACAUGAAAUUAAGUUGUAUGUAGCUUGGAAUGUAUUGCUUCAGAAAACUGAAUGUGUAUGUCAGUCAUAUUGCCUUUAUAACCAUGCUAAUAUCUAUGCUUUAUACAUACUCAAACUUGCCUUGCCUUAAAAAAAUACAUACUACAUACUUAAAUCAGAAAUUCUAGCCAUCUCACAGAAUACCAACUAAAACUAAGUGCAUUGAGAUCUGAGAUUGGGAAACCCAGAUUCAUUUACCACAGCUGUAAUUAAGUUUUUAGAAACUCUAUUCUCCUCUUUUUGGGGAAAUCCAUUGAAGUUAAUUUCUGUUAUCUUAUUAGAAGAAAAUGAUGUUGAUAUGUUUCAGAUUUUCCAUUUCAAAUCUUAUAAUUAAUUGGAUUUAUUUACUAUAAGUAGGAGGUAUAAAUGACACUCUUAAAUUGGAAGGAGGGGUGUUUUAGUGUCUGUUUUAGGUCAAAAUUAGUGAUUCUAUUUUUAUCAAAAGUUUUAUCCUGAAGUUUCAGGACCACUCUUCCUUAAUAAACUUGUUAAUGGAAAGCAAGCUUUAUGAACAUUUAAAAAUGUUGCUGCUGCUUUGUUACUUAAAAAGAAAGUUGCCAAGAGAGACUUCUUAGGGAAAAUAUUUUUUUUUCCAAAAAUUGCUGAAAUAUUGUUUUCCCAUUUUUAAAAAGUCUCAGGUUAUUACCACUCUGCCAUUAAAUAUUUGUAUGCCUGCAUUUUUAAAAAUUCUGUGCAUGUACUUUAUAGAGUACAUUCUAUUUCUGUUUUCAGAUACCCUACAACCAAUUUUUUUAGUAAUCUUUCAGAAUAAAAAUUAUCAUAAAUGAUUGAAAAUAAUCAUCACAUAGUUUAAGAUUGUAUGUGUUCAGUAGUUUAAAACAAUCUUUGCAUUUGACCGCAAGAAUCAAAGUCCCUUCAGUGUGCCUUUGUCAGCUAAUAUGUGACCAGCAAUGACAAACUUGGGAGUAUUUAUUAAAUGUUAUACUAUGAAUAUAGGCAACAUAGGACAGGGUUUGCAGUAUAGAGUCUUGAUGCUAAAUUCUCAUACACCUCUACAUGAGAAAUAUGGAGGAGAAAAACAAGCAUUUACAUAUAUUCUUCAUCACUUUGAAGAUGCAUGGCCUGAACUCGACUGCUUGUGUUUGUUUACAUAUCAGGCAUAGCCAGGCAUCUCCUGUAGCCAGAGGUUCCAUUGCUGUCUUUGCUCAGUCCUCUUUUAAAAUAUGAAUUAGUGGACAGGUGCGGUGGCUCACACCUGUAAUCCCAGCACUUUGGGAGGUUGAGGCAGGUGGAUCACGAGGUCAGGAGAUCAAGAUCAUCCUGGCUAACACCAAAACCCCAUCACUACUACAAAAAAAUUAGCCGGGCGUGGUGGCGGGCACCUGUAGUCCCAGCUACUCAGGAGGCUGAGGCAGGAGAAUGGCAGGAACCCGGGAGGCAGAGCUUGCAGUGAGCCAAGAUUGCGCCACUGCACUCCAGCCUGGGCAACAGAGCAAGACUCCAUCUCAAAAAAAAUAAAAAUAAAAAAUAAAAAUAAACUAUGCAUGAGUAUUUUCUAGAAAUUCAACUUGCUAAGCCUGUAAUACUUAAGGGUAGUUUAUCUAGAUACAGUACUUUCUUCCCUGAUAAGUAGUAUCAUUGGAGCCCUUAGGUAUAGGAGAAGAGGAAGAAGUUUAAAAAGUGUACCUGGGCUGGGUGUGGUGGCUGACUCCUGUAAUCCCAGCACUUUGGGAGGCUGAGAGGGGCAGAUCAUGAGGUCCGGAGAUCGAGACUUUCCCGGCUAACACGGUGAAACCCCGUCUCUACUAAAAAUACAAAAAAACAUUAGCCAGGCGUGGUGGCGGGCACCUGUAGUUCCAGCUACUCGGGAGGCUGAGGCAGGAGAAUGGCUUGAACCCAGGAGACGGAUCUUGGCAGUGAGCCGAGAUCGCGCCACUGCACUCCAGCCUGGGCGACAGAGCAAGACUCCGUCUCAAAAAAAAAAAAAAAAACUGUUUAAGUGGAUUAAAAGAGAAACUUGGUCUAGUUCAUAAUAUUUUUAAUAGGGCUUUCCCUGGCUGCUGGAAAACUUAGGCCAGUAAGCAUCUCUUUGUUUAAAGUCCUACAAGACAAUUUGAAAUAAUUCAUUGUUCAUGCCAAAAUUCUAAGUACUGUUUUUCUUAGCAAGUGUAAUAUAAUCGGGAAAAAUGGGUACAAGUAAAACAUUCUUUGGAUCAUACUCAAAGCCUUAUUAGCACUGCACCUGAAUAAUAGGUAAUUUGCCUCACUCAUUUGCCAAAGUAGCCAUUUCUAAGUUAAGGAAGUUUUUAGGUAGGCUCAUAGCCUUGUGUUUCAUUUUAGAUUGUAAGCUCAAUGGCAGGGAUACUAUAUCGAUAAUUAUGUUUUCAUACAGCAACCAUCACAGUAUAUUCUUGGUGCUUAAUAAAUGUUAAUAAUUGUUAACAAUAA